AUGGAUCAGGAGUUUUGGCCUGCCCUCCAAAGAAAAGGAGCGGAAAGAAUGUCGGAGCGGGCCGCGGAUGACGUCAGGGGGGAGCCGCGCCGAGCGGCGGCGGCGGCGGGCGGAGCAGCGGCGGCGGCCGCCCGGCAGCAGCAGCAGCAGCCCCCGCAGCCCCAGCGGCAGCCGCCGCCGCCUCGGCGCCUCCGGCCGGAGGACAGCGGCCCCGGCGCCGCCUCCACCUCGGCCGCCGCCGCCAUGGCCACCGUCGGGGAGCGCAGGCCCCUGCCCAGUCCCGAAGCGAUGCUGGGACAGUCGUGGAAUCUGUGGGUCGAGGCUUCCAAACUUCCUGGGAAGGACGGGACGGAACUGGACGAAAGUUUCAAGGAGUUUGGGAAAAACCGCGAAGUCAUGGGGCUCUGUCGCGAAGACAUGCCAAUAUUUGGUCUCUGUCCAGCCCACGAUGAUUUCUACUUGGUGGUGUGUAACGACUGCAAUCAGGUUGUCAAACCGCAGGCAUUUCAAUCACAUUAUGAAAGAAGACAUAGCUCAGCCAGCAAGCCUUCUUUGGCCGUUCCUCCCACGUCAGUAUUCUCCUUCUUCCCUUCUCUGUCCAAAAGCAAAGGCAGCAGUGCCAGUGGGAGCAGCCGCUCUGCCAGCGGCGGUGUUCUCAGCGCAUCCUCAUUAAGUUCCAAGCUGUUGAAAUCGCCCAAAGAGAAACUGCAGCCCAGGGGGAACACCAGGCCAAUGCAUCCCAUUCAGCAGAGUAGAGUCCCCCCGGCUAGAAUCAUGACGCCCUCUGUCAAAAUGGAAAAGCUUCAUCCGAAGAUGGAUGGUACACUACUGAAAUCUGCGCUGGGGCCAACCUGUCCUGCUACUGUGAGUUCCUCAGUCAAGCCUGGCCUUAACUGCCCCUCAAUACCAAAGCCAACCUUGCCUUCACCUGGACAGAUGCUGAAUGGCAAAGGGCUUCCUGCACCGCCCACUCUGGAAAAGAAGUCUGAAGAUAAUUCCAGUAAUAAGAAAUUUUUAAAUAAGAGAUUGUCAGAAAGAGAGUUUGACCCUGACAUACACUGUGGGGUGAUUGAUCUCGACACCAAGAAGCCCUGCACCCGGUCUUUGACAUGCAAGACACAUUCCUUAGCCCAACGGAGGGCUGUCCAGGGUAGAAGAAAACAAUUUGAUGUGUUAUUAGCCGAGCACAAAAACAAAACCAGGGAAAAGGAAUUGAUUCGCCAUCUGGACUCUCAGCAAUCAACACAGCCUCUCAGGGACCCGCAUCUCGCCCCUUCUAGAACUUCACAGGAGCCACACCAAAACUCUCAUGGAGUGAUUCCUUCCGAAUCAAAGCCUUUCAUAGCUAGUAAACCUAAACCUCACACCCCAAGUCUUCCAAGGCCUCCAGGCUGCCCUGCUCAGCAAGGUGGGAGUGCCCCCACUGACCCUCCUCCAGUCCAUGAAUCUCCACACCCUCCCCUGCCUGCCACUGAGCCAGCUUCUCGGUUAUCCAGUGAGGAGGGAGAAGGCGAUGACAAAGAAGAGUCUGUUGAAAAACUGGACUGUCAUUAUUCAGGUCAUCAUCCUCAGCCAGCAUCUUUUUGCACAUUCGGGAGCCGGCAGAUUGGAAGAGGCUAUUACGUGUUUGACUCCAGGUGGAAUCGCAUUCGCUGCGCCCUCAACCUCAUGGUGGAGAAGCAUCUGAACGCGCAGCUGUGGAAGAAAAUCCCUCCAGUGCCCAGCACCACGUCACCCGUCUCCACCCGUGUUCCUCACCGGACAAACUCACUGCCCACGUCCCAGUGUGGGGUCAGCUGUCUGGCAGCAGCCACCAUGUCUACAUCCCCAGCCCUGCUCUCCUCCACCUGCAGCUCCCCGAACAGCAAAUCGGUACCAGCUCACGGAACCACACUAAAUGCACAGCCUGCCGCCUCCGGGGCCGUGGACCCCGUGUGCAGCAUGCAGUCCAGACAAGUGUCCUCGUCCUCAUCCCCGUCCACACCCUCUGGCCUCUCCUCGGUGCCCUCCUCCCCUCUGUCCAGGAAACCUCAGAAGCUGAAGUCCAGCAAGUCUUCAAGGCCCAAGGAGUCUUCUGGGAGCAGCACUGACUGUCACCCCAGUGGCAGCCGGACCAGCGGCACCUCAGGGAAGAAGCGCAAAGCUGGUUCUCCACUGUUGGUUCACUCUGCCUCCGCCGCCGCCUCCGCCGCCUCUUCGUCUCAUUCCAUGGAGUCUUUUAGGAAGAACUGUGUGGCCCACGCGGGGCCACCCCACCCCUGCACAGUCACAUCUUCCCACGGCAUCGGCCUCAACUGCGUGGCGGGUAAAGCGAACUCGGUGAGCGUCCGGCACGAGCAGUCAGGGAGGGGCGCCCCCGGCGGGAGCCCCGCCGAGUCCAUCAAGAGGAUGAGUGUGAUGGUGAACAGCGGCGACUCCACGCUUUCCCUGGGCCCGUUCAUCCACCAGGCCAGCGAACUGCCCGUCAAUUCGCACGGCGCUUACUCACACGCGCACACUCCUCUGGACAAACUCGUAGGAAAGAAAAGGAAGUGCCCGCCUGGCACGAGCGGUGUCAGCAGCAGCAGCAGCAAACCCACUAAGGUCGCCAAAUUGCCAGCCAUGAACAAUGUCCACGUGAAACACGCAGGCGCCAGCCCAGCGGCAUCCGGACUGCCGAGCAGUUCCUUCCUUCAUCAGCCAAAGACACGUCCCUGA
Molecule: messenger RNA, 2697 nt
Organism: Pipistrellus nathusii (Nathusius's pipistrelle)
Lineage: Eukaryota; Metazoa; Chordata; Mammalia; Chiroptera; Vespertilionidae
Source: the annotation of a GenBank genome assembly